AUUCUUUGCCUCUUUCACCUUUUCCGGUGGAUCAAGUAACUCGCGUGCUUGUUCUCUUUGCGAGCUAAGGCCGAAUCGGCGACUUGCACCUCCUUUAGGAUCCAUCGUUUUUCUUUAUAAACGAAAUAUCAAGCAACAUGACUACUAAAGCCGAACUAGCCUGUGUCUACUCUGCCCUGAUCCUCGUCGACGACGAUGUUGCGGUUACCGGAGAAAAAAUCCAGACCAUCCUGAAGGCAGCCAACGUGGACGUCGAGCCUUACUGGCCCGGUCUCUUCGCCAAGGCUUUGGAGGGUGUUAACGUUAAGGAGCUCAUCUCCAACAUUGGCUCUGGUGUCGGAGCUGCUCCAGCUGUUGGUGUUCCUGCUGCUGCUGCACCUGCAGCCGCUGACGCUGCCCCAGCUAAGGAGGAGAAGAAGAAAGAAGAACCUGAAGAAGAAUCUGACGAUGACAUGGGCUUCGGUCUGUUCGACUAAGUCUGAGGAUUGUUACGACAAAAGAUCUACGUUGGAUCCAAUUCCUAUUGUACAGUUAUAUUGUACACUGAAAAAUUAAUAAAAAAUUGUAAAACAAAA
Cephus cinctus (wheat stem sawfly) is the source of this 575-nucleotide messenger RNA. It is a transcript of the gene RpLP1, whose product is annotated as 60S acidic ribosomal protein P1. Gene Ontology annotation, cellular component: ribosome; cytosolic large ribosomal subunit. Bases 138 to 476 code for a protein of 112 amino acids. The record is from RefSeq and is a predicted model, not a curated record. Gene Ontology annotation, biological process: translational elongation; cytoplasmic translation. NCBI's taxonomy places the organism in Eukaryota, Metazoa, Arthropoda, Insecta, Hymenoptera, Cephidae. The transcript has 4 exons. Gene Ontology annotation, molecular function: protein kinase activator activity; structural constituent of ribosome; ribonucleoprotein complex binding.